Scomber japonicus (chub mackerel) is the source of this 5042-nucleotide messenger RNA. RefSeq names its product integrin, alpha 9 (gene itga9). Gene Ontology annotation, molecular function: integrin binding. The record is from RefSeq and is a predicted model, not a curated record. Gene Ontology annotation, biological process: cell adhesion mediated by integrin; integrin-mediated signaling pathway; cell-cell adhesion. The transcript has 28 exons. Gene Ontology annotation, cellular component: integrin complex; external side of plasma membrane. The coding region runs from base 258 to 3353 and encodes 1031 amino acids. NCBI's taxonomy places the organism in Eukaryota, Metazoa, Chordata, Actinopteri, Scombriformes, Scombridae.
CUCUAAGACAGGGAGCCUGCGAGCAACAAACUUCUCAGAUUGACACAGAAUGGAGAGAAGCUGACGCACCGUUAUUUACCGGACCGUUAACUUUCCUCCUCAAGCUUUUCCUCAUGCCAUUACAGCCUACCUGCUGUGCUAGACCAGGAAUAUUUACUGAAUUAUAGUUUUGUAACUGUUUGACCACUGAAGAUCUGACAAAUCCUGCUUAUUGUUUUUUUUUCUUCAUUUUGGACACUUUAACCGCGUAAUUACGCAUGAUGCGCAAAGGGAUGGCUCCUCUCCGUAGACCAAAAACGGGAGUACAAAAUGUUUUUUAUGUCUAUCUCUCCAUCUCAGUUGCUUAUUCUUACAAUAUAGACUUAGAACAUCCUUUGGUGUUCCGCGGACCAAAUUCUAGUUUUUUUGGCUAUUCUGUGCUGGAGCAUUAUCAUGACAACACACGCUGGGUAAUAGUAGGGGCUCCCAAGGCAAACUCUACCUACAGUAGCUCAGUGCACUCUCCUGGAGCUGUGUAUAAGUGUCGAGUUCACAGCAACCCAGAGCGCCGCUGCACAGAGAUGGACCUGGGAAGAGGAAACAAGCAGAGAGAGUCGUGUGGGAAGACAUGCCAAGGUGACAGAGAUGAUGAGUGGAUGGGGGUCAGCCUGGCUCGCCAGGACCGAGCCAACGGCAAAAUAUUGGCCUGUGCUCACCGCUGGAAAAACGUCUACUACAACUCAGAGCAUAUCCUUCCACACGGAUACUGCUCCAUCAUCUCUCCAACUCUGCAGGGCCAGACGAAGCCGCUCAUCCCUUGUUAUGAAGACUAUAAGCAGAAGUAUGGGGAAGAGCAUGGCUCGUGCCAAGCCGGGAUUGCGGGAGUUUUUACGGAGGAGCUGGUGGUGAUGGGGGCACCUGGGUCAUAUUACUGGACUGGGACAAUCAAGGUGUACAACUUGACUUCUGACACCUUCUACAGCCCAAACAAAGAAGACGUUGACUCCCACAGAUACAGCUACCUUGGCUAUGCUGUGACUGCUGGACACUUCUCUGCUCCUAAUGUGAUAGACAUAGCUGCAGGGGCGCCUCAGCACAGCGGCAGUGGAAAAGUUUACAUUUUCAAAAUUGAUGGUGCAUCUUUGGUGAAGAGUUUUCAAGCCUCAGGGAAAAUGAUGGGCUCUUACUUUGGCUCCUCAUUGUGUGCAGUUGAUCUGAACCAGGACGGCCUGUCGGACCUGCUGGUGGGGGCACCCAUGCACAGCCAGCUCCGGGAUGAGGGCCAGGUGACUGUGUACCUCAGCAAAGGCAAUGGUGUGAUGGAGGAGGUUGCUGUUCUGACCGGCGACAAUGCUUACAAUGCACACUUCGGAGAGAGCAUUGCCUCAAUUGGAGACAUAGAUGACGACGGUUAUCAAGAUGUAGCCAUAGGGGCAUCUAAAGAGGAUGAAUAUGGAGGUGCUGUUUAUAUCUACCAUGGGGAUGCCACAGGAAUCAUCAAAAAAUACUCCAUGAAACUAUCUGGGCGUAGCAUACACCCUGGUCUACAGAUGUUUGGCCAGUCCAUCUCUGGCAAUGUGGACAUGGAUGGCAAUGGAUAUACAGAUAUCACUAUUGGAGCUUUCAUGUCAGAUAGUGUGGUGCUGCUGAGAUCCCGACCUGUCAUUACCGUGGAUGUCUCUAUCUUCCUGCCUGUCUCCAUCAACAUAUCUGUGCCUCAGUGCCACGAGGGCCACCAGAACCUAAACUGCUUCAACGUCACUGUCUGCAUGCGCUUCCGUGGAAGACAGUUGCCUGGACAAAUAGAGCUGCUGUAUAACCUGACGGCUGAUGUGGAUAAGAGACAAAAGAGCCAGCCUUCCCGGGUUUACUUCACUCAGAGCGGAUCUCAGAUCAGCCAGAUGAGCCAGCAGGUCAGCUUGGACAUCAACAGGGAAGAGUGCCAGCGCUACACUGCCUACGUUAAGAAGGACGUGAAAGACGUGUUCACAGCCAUCACAUUCGAGGUGGCUUACAGCCUGGGGAAGCAUGUCGUGUCAGGACACCAAGAGCGAGAUCUGCCCGCUCUCACUCCAGUGCUACGAUGGAGGAAAGGAAACAAGAUCGCAGCUAGGAAUGAGACUUGGUUUGAGAAGAACUGCCUGUCAGAUGACUGUGCUGCAGACCUGAAGCUUCAUGGGAAACUGUUGCUUUCUGGGUUGCACAGCAAGCCUCAUUUGGCCCUCGGAGGGGUGAAGAACGUCUCUUUGAACCUGACCAUCUCUAAUACUGGAGAUGAUGCCUACGACACCAACAUCUACUUCAACUUCUCCAGAGAGGUUUUCUACAUCAACUUCUGGCAGAAGGAAGAGAAGGGUAUUUCCUGUGGAUUCGUUGAUUUGGACUUCCUCAAAUGCAGCGUGGGAUUUCCCUUCAUGAGAGCACAAACUAAGUAUCAUUUUGCAGUGAUUUUUGACACCAGUCAGGUCUCUGGGGAAAAUGACACAUUACAGUUUUUGGUGAAAGCAAAAAGUGCCAAUCCUGAGCACAAACUCUCUGACAACUAUGUGGAUCUGUCCAUCCCGCUUGUUCAUGAGACAGACACAACUAUUACUGGUGUGGUGCAACCCAGCUCCUUUGUGUACGGAAACACCAUUGAUGCUUCACGCUUCGUCCUGUUGGAAGACAUGGAGUGCCACUUUCAGCCUCUCAAUCUCACUUUCCAGGCAAUAAACAACGGACCCAGCAGGCUGCCUGGCUCCACUGUGGACAUCAGGAUACCCAACCGGCUGGCUGGCAGCGGAGCUGACAUGUUCCACAUCAUUGAAACACAGGUGGCCGACGGCAGAGGGAACUGCACCCCUCACAGGAACCCGACACCGUGCACCAUCCCCCAGGACAGAGAGAGCAUCUUCCACUCCAUAUUUGCCUUCUUCACCAAAUCAGGACGCAAAGUCUUGGACUGUGACCGGCCAGGAAGAGCAUGUAUGACGAUCUCCUGCAGGCUGGGUCCGCAGUUGAAAGAGGAAGCUUUGAGCAUAGAUAUAAAACUUCUACUCAACACUGAAAUUCUGAAGAGGGAUAGUUCCUCUGUGAUCCAGUUUGUGACAAGAGGCAAUGUGCAAGUAAAUGACAGAGCUGUGGAGGUGCCAAACGGCCUGUCAGAAGAUAUUUCUCUGUUCUUCGAGGCUCUGCACAGUCAGGAGCCGAGGGGUUACGUAGUGGGCUGGAUCAUCGCCAUCAGUCUGCUGGUGGGAAUCCUCAUCUUUUUGCUGUUAGCUGUGCUACUCUGGAAGAUGGGUUUCUUCCGUCGGCGCUACAGAGAGAUCAUCGAGGCUGAAAAGAACAGGAAGGACAGUGAUGAAAGCUGGGACUGGAUGGAAAAGAACCACUGAGACUGGCAGUAGGGGUCCCAGAGGAGCCAAUGAGAUUAGGGAUUGGGUCAAGAAGGAUCCAAUAGCAAGGGGGUCUCACAGCCCAGCCGCCCCAGUGGCACCAGACCCUUCAGUCUUCCAUAUGUGGAAGAGAAGAAUAUUCUCCAUAUUUUUUGGAGACUUGAUAUUUUUUGUGGGUGGGGGUCCAGGAAACAGGUUUCUGAGGUGACAGUGUGGCUUGCCAGAGGACACUUGCUGUGGAAUUCAGCUAAUCUCAAAGGAGGUAUCUCCCAGCCAGUGGAGCGGAGCUGUUGAUGGAGACUCACAUCCGUACGGGGAUGUGGAGACGGCAUGAAUACUGGUGGACAACAAAACCCUCAGGGCUGUGUUACAUAGCAAAUUUAUUUUUAUACAUACAAUUUAAGCCAUAUUGUAUAAAACUGGGCUUCGAGAAGAGUUGGGGUUUUGAAGGCCAUUAUAAACAUACUGUAUCUGCAGUAUGUUUUCCUAAAAGCACUGAUGUUUGAUAAGAAUGAAUGCCUUGGCUCCAUAGAUUAACUCUUAUGCCAAAGAUAUGUCCUGUAUAGUAUAUGAUUGGAGUUGUUUGUAUAUUCAGUUCUUCCUGGGAGUGAAAGAUUGUAUCUUUUCUGGUCUAUUUCCGGCUUACGAAUAUCUGUAUGACACAUCUGACUGUCCCUCCCUGUCAUAGAUAAUCAUCCAGAGUUAAUACUGCAUUUAACACCCACACACACAAUGAUGAAACGCUGUGUCCUCAUGUCAUCCGUUAUAAUUGUCCCAGAGGUGCAGAAGGCAGAGCACAAGCGCUCUCUGAGGUCAUUAAGACCUACUUCAGGAUGUGGUCAUCUACAGCACUGUAGAGUUCUCUAUUAACACUUUAUUUACCAUGAUUCCUUUAUUAUCCACGCCUGAAAUGCAGACGAUGGGUCGUAAAGCAUACUGUAGAAUAAAAGCCAUCAUUCACAUUUCAAACUUUGUCACUUUCCAUAAGCAUUCCAUUUUUUAUGGUCUGGCUUUUAACCAAGUUGUUUAUAGGGGAUUAAAGUGGAUGUAAUUUGACAGAUUCAAAUGUUAAUCUUUAACUCUCUGUAAUGCUUUGAAAGUGAAAUGUGCAGUAGAGCAAAUUAUUUGAAGCUGCUUUUGUAAAGAAAUAUUGAUCAGGUAACUAUAGAUGGAUUCCAGAAGUCUUCCAAGUUCAACUAAAGAUAUUAAAGCAUAAAUUCUCAAUGAAAUACAGUAGGAAAUGAUUUACUCCAUGUCAUGACACUAGAUCAGAUUAUGAUUUAUGUGCAAACGGAUCCAGACUCCAUUUAAGCAGACCAUAUUUAAUUUUACUAUUCUGUUAUUAGGCAUUGGGUUUUCGUAUGAAAUAUGAGAAGCAUUACUCUCCACGGCCAGAUGAAAGUCUGUGAUGGGAGUCCACCUACAGUCAUUUACAGGGGCCCAUGGCAUGAGUAAUGCCCUAAAAAUAGGUGGGAACGUGCUGCACUCUAUCACCACGCAUAAACGAGCUCUUUUGGGCUCAUGGGAAAAGCUCAUUUUAAGUCAACAUGUAGGAAUGUUAGUGCCCUCAAAAAUCUGCCACCAAUAAAGUAGCUCAGCUCUCAGUGCUAAUGAUUUUACCCCACAUGACUCUUUUAAAUGCUGGGCUUGAUUGUGAAUGAUAUUUUGCAGGAUACAGAAUGAAAAUGU